GUGUGCAUUCACCUGUUCAUAAUGAUGCUCAUUACAGCACCGGACGAUACGGCCAGUUUCGGCCUAGCUCUCGGGGGGUUAAAUAGAUACUACUGACUGCAGCAGGCAGUUUUAUGAACCACAAUAUGUAUGGAUGCCAUGUUUUUAGAGUUGUGGUUGGUUUAUGUGUGGCAUUUAUUUGUUGGACCAUUAUGUUGUUGAAUUCAAGAGAGCAGGGAAAUAUUGCACCUCCUGCCAUCCACGAUGCUACCACACGACUGAAACAACUGCAUUCUGAUGCUGGGAAUAGCACUGACGAAAACCUCAUUCUAAAGACUUGGGAUGGAAAUGAUUCGUCACAUACGACUAGACAGAAGUUGGAAAGAGCAACCGGCCCAUCACCCAUGAGUAUCACCAGCCAUACCAAGACUAACGUCCAACUGAUAUCACCAAGAGGACACAUUCAAGUCGGAGAUAUCAUCAAGUAUCGGAUUCAGACCAGAGAUUCCGAAGGGAGGGACCGGGUUAUAGGCGGGGAUUUCUGGUACGCCACACUUAACUCUGCCAAUCCGCAAGCUAGUACAGCUGGUUAUGUUGCUGACUACAAUAACGGUACAUAUGAAGUCACAUUUCUGGCAGCGUGGGCUGGUCAAGCUGAAUUCAAACUCAUUCUUGUGCAUCCAAGUGAGGCUGUUAACCACCUGAGAAAUGUGGUCUGGCCUGCAGAAGAGAGAGUAAUAUGGAAUGGAUAUUUUAAACAUAAAAACAAGAAAGAAGAAACGACAACUUGCUUUUUGAGGAGUUCCCGGCCAUGGACUGGACUGUGUCAAUACCCAUCACACAAUGCACUUGGGAAGACAAUUCUUGUUUGCCAGAAACCGAAAGAAUUGUCCUGUGAUGAUUUCACCUCUUACAAUACCAACUGGGAUAAAUGUAAUCAAACAGUGAACAAGUUAACACAAGGCGUACAGUAUCUAUUCAAGAGCCCGAACUUUAUGCAACCGGUGCGGAUACAGAAGAAUGAGACAAUACAAAUCGACACUGGAUUUCUCCCUGCUCUGGAUGACUUACCUCGAUGUCUGCCCGACCAAGAAAUACCAGCUGUCCAGGGUUAUUGGUUGAAUGGCAAAUGGCACUCAAUGCUCUGCAGAUUACCGGACUUCCCAAAGGACAUGCUGCGUAAGUGCCUUCGCGGCAAAACGGUCCUUUUACAUGGCGACUCAACCACAGGCCAAUGGUAUAAGGAAUUUUACAAAGCCUUACAAGUAGGUAGACCUGUGGAACAAAUUUCAAAUAAGAAAGGUGAAUUGAAGCCCGUACAAAGUUUUUUCCGGUCCAUGGACCUUACCCUAGCUUACUAUUUCCAUCCGGAUAGAGUGGGAGACCCAAUUUGGGGUCGCAAAGACAUGAAGUACGAGGUUGAUGUUCUUGACAAACUAACGACCCUCGACUGCCGCAGGUAUAUCAUUGUGCUCAGCCCCUGGGCACACUUCACGCUGUGGACAAGAGAGAGUUUUAUAGAACGGAUGGCAUUGGUGCGGAAUGCCGUACUUCGCUUACGCAAACGCUGUCCUAAAAUUGUAAUUGUUAUCAAAGGACCACACCCUAGACAUUUUAUAUUUUACUCGCAAAUUUUAGAGUUUUCUGAUUAUCUAGCGAAAGAAAAUGGACGUAUAUUGAUGGUUGCUUUUAAGGGCACAGGUGCUUUCUACCUACCCUUAUGGGACCUGAACCUGGCACACCCUUCACCCAACUUAAUGCACAUGCCAAAUGAAAUCAUCGUCCAGGAACUUAAAAUGUGUCUGGGAUACGUUUGUGAAAAUUUGACAUAUUAAUUCGUUGUGUAACCAACCGACUGGGAGUACCCAAUCAUUUGGUUACGUAGUUAUUUUAAUUCACCGAAUUCAAUUUAAUUCAAUUCAAUUCAAUACACGUUUAUUUCAUACUCUUGUUGAGAAAAAAAAAUUCUUUCCUUAUAAGUAACUUCAAUUUAUAAAGAAUACUUCCAGUUCGCUGAGGCGUUUAGGGUGUGGCGUGGAGCGAUACUGCAUUGGCAGCGCUUGACUAAUCAUUCCUGCACAAGAAGCGACAGCGGCAAGACGUGUUUUAAGUCUUCGUUCUUUCCGUUAUUUUUGGUUCACAACUUUAGUUAAAUUAGGUUGUAUUAUCUGUCAACAAAUUAAUGUCAAAGGGCUCCAUGCCACAGCCCAACGAAACCCGCUAUCAUAAUUCCAUCGAAGUUUCUGAGUAAGUAGUUGCAAAUUAUUAUUAUUAAAUAUUGGAAUUGCUUUACUUGAUAUAAAGCCUAUU
Asterias rubens (European starfish) is the source of this 2289-nucleotide messenger RNA. RefSeq names its product NXPE family member 4-like. NCBI's taxonomy places the organism in Eukaryota, Metazoa, Echinodermata, Asteroidea, Forcipulatida, Asteriidae. The coding region runs from base 114 to 1814 and encodes 566 amino acids. The record is from RefSeq and is a predicted model, not a curated record. The transcript is spliced from 4 exons.